AUGGCCAAAGAUGCACACUCCUUGCAGGCAGAAAGCACUCCGCCCCCGGCGCCACCCAAAGAUGUCGCUGGCCCGCGCCGCGCGUGCUACGACAAGACCGACUACCCACAAAUUGACCGCUCGUACAAAGAGCUUGCCAUGUACGCAACGGCAGUUGCGCUAAUUGGCCCUGCGAUCAUUGUGCCUGCUCUGCCAUUGCCGACUCCGUCGAUGCUGAAACUGCCCGAUGCGGAGCAGGGCACGUACGAACUGCACGAACUGCGCACUUUGCUUGUCCGGUGGUUCGGGCGCAUGCUCAGCGAGCCCUCUCUGUGCAUGCACCGCGAAACACGCAGGUUCAUCGAGGCCGACUAUACGUACGAGCCAGAAAUUUGUACGAGAAAAGAGCCGCGCGAGACCUACCGUCACUUUAUGCGCUCCUCUACACAGAUCGAUACACUCGCCCACGUAUUUAGCGGCGAGCUGUUUGUGCCGCAAGCGGGCGUUGCGUCUUUGUUCGGGAUGCGCACGCAGCCAAAACCAACGCCCGCGGCGCUGUUUUCGACGCAGCUCGCGGCAGCGACGUCGCUCGGCAGCGCCGAUCCCGACGAGCAGCUUGCGCUGACUAGGACAGAGGUCACGAAAUUGGAAAAACAGCUGGCUGAUGUCGCGAGUGCGAGUGCAGAUGUCACAGCGGCACGCGCAGAAGUGUAUGCAGCGAUGCAGGACGUCGCUGGGACACUGAUCCCGCUCGCAACCUUGGAGGAUGGCCGCGGGGAGUCGAUCCGUGGAAUGCUGCCGCGUACAUUGCGCGGCGCACAGACUCUCUUUUCCAACAUCGCCGAGCUCUCGGAAGCGAUUCAGCACGCGGAAGAGGUGUCGCUGACGGGCGCGAUCGAGUACCAACAGUACAAUAUGCGCGCAGCCCGCGCAGUGCUACAGGAACGCGCUGCUGUCGUUGCCGAGCAUGGGAUUGCAAAGCGUGUUACUUCCAACAAGCGACAGGAGGCGGAGGGGCUGCGAAUCGCACGCACCGCAAAGCCAGACCGAGUCGAGAGUGCGAUGGACGAGGUUAGAGAGGCUGAGCACCAGGAGCAGUUGCUGGAACGCUACUUGCAGCAUGUAGGCAAGUCUUUGCGCGAGAGUCUGCAGCGGCACAGUGUGCAUACGCACUGCGACCUACAACACACGAUCCUGGAGCAUGCACGGUCCAGUAUUGCGUAUGAGCGCCGCGUUGCAGAUAUGAUUGGUUUGUCUGCUAAGGAUUUGUCUGCUGUCGCUCAAGAUGCGCAGCGUGCUGCGAUGGCGCGUGCGAAUGUGAAGAGGAAGAUGACGCCUGCACAGAUUGCAGCAAUCCGUGCAGUGGAGGGGGAUAAGGAAGGGGAUAAGGAGGGGAGUCGGGAAGGGGAUAAAGAGGGUAUGGAGAGUAAGCACGGGGAUGAGCAAGGGAAUGCGCAAAGGGAUGAGCAAAGGGGUGAGCAAGGGAAUGAGCAAAGGGGUGAGCAAGGGGAUAAGCAGAGGAAUGAGCAAGGGAGCACCACGCAGAGUCCCCACGAGGACGCCAAAGAGAAUGCUGAAAACACUGCGGACUCCGGCGCCGAGGUGGCCGCGGAAAACACUGACUCCGACACCAGCGCAUCCCUAUGGAAAGACGACGCUCUGCAGUCUGCACUUCAGGACGAAAUACACACGUCUCCAUGGGACAAUGAUUCUCGCGCUACAGAUACCACAACAGAGCGCACCUCCGCAUGGCACACCAAUCCCCCGGAGGAAUCGCCAUGGUGCUCGCUCCCUCUCUCAUCCUCUUCUCCGCCCCACACACCAACGUGCCCAGACUCUCCGCCCCAACGCUCUCCACCCCCCGCGCCCAUCCAAUCCUCCCUCUUCCGUCCACGUGCUCUCAACGGCACCUUUGGCGGCCUCUCCGCCGCCGACGCGGCGCGCUCGCUUGCAGGCACGUUUUAG
Messenger RNA from Malassezia vespertilionis, 1944 nucleotides. It is a transcript of the gene VPS17, whose product is annotated as Vacuolar protein sorting-associated protein 17. Gene Ontology annotation, cellular component: retromer, tubulation complex; endosome. Gene Ontology annotation, molecular function: phosphatidylinositol-3-phosphate binding. The transcript has 2 exons. Bases 1 to 1944 code for a protein of 647 amino acids. The record is from RefSeq and is a predicted model, not a curated record. Lineage: Eukaryota; Fungi; Basidiomycota; Malasseziomycetes; Malasseziales; Malasseziaceae. Gene Ontology annotation, biological process: intracellular protein transport; retrograde transport, endosome to Golgi.